AUGGCGGAGAUUGAGAAUUCAUCUCAAAUGACGGUUUCCGCCGAAGCAAACAGCGCCUGCUCGUUCGGCGAUCUCGCCUCUCCGCCGUUGCCGCCGACGAAGAAGAAGCGGAAUCUCCCCGGAAUGCCAGAUCCAGAAGCGGAAGUAAUCGCGCUAUCGCCAAAGGCGUUGAUGGCGACGAACCGAUUCGUGUGCGAGAUCUGCAACAAAGGAUUCCAGCGGGACCAGAACCUGCAGCUCCACCGGCGAGGCCACAACUUGCCGUGGAAGCUGAAGCAGAGAGGGACCAAGGAGCCACGUAAGCGGGUCUACGUGUGCCCCGAACCGACCUGCGUCCACCACGACCCGGCCCGAGCUCUCGGCGACCUGACCGGAAUCAAAAAACACUUCUGCCGAAAACACGGCGAGAAGAAGUGGAAGUGCGAGCGUUGCUCGAAGAAGUACGCCGUCCAGUCCGACUGGAAAGCUCACAUGAAGACCUGUGGAACUCGCGAGUAUAAAUGCGAUUGCGGCACUUUGUUCUCAAGGAGGGACAGCUUCAUCACUCACCGGGCGUUCUGCGAUGCGCUGGCGGAGGAGACGAUAAGAACGACGAAUGUGCAAUCGGUGACGAACAAUCAUCCAGCUAAUGGUAAUGAGAAGAUGGCGGUGGCGGGAGUGGGGGUGGCUUCGCCACCACCACCGCCGCUUACGCCGUCGACAACCGUGGUUUCGCCGGGAAACUCUGUCCAAAGCUCAGAAUUAGCAGAGAAUCCAACCAUCUUGCCUUCCUCGGCCGUGACGACCGCAGCCGCCGCACCGGCGGCAGCUGCCAGCACGAGCUCAACGUGUACUACUUCAACCAGCAACGUCUUCGCCAGCAUAUUCACCACCACAACCACAUCGACGACUGCGGCGGGGAGCUUGUCGUUCUCCAAUCUGCUCCAGACUUUCACUCCACCGGACUGCCCGGUCACUAUGCCGACCAUCAUGGAGCCUCCGCCGUCGCUGUCUUUAUCCCCGCCGCCGCUCUACUUCUCUUCCCCAUCUGCCGGCGGAGGAGGAGUUCAAGACCACCACCACCAUCAGUCGGGUCAUCACUACGGCCAGGCGACGAUGUCGGCCACCGCACUGCUCCAGAAGGCGGCGCAGAUGGGGGCGACGACGUCGAACCCGUCGUUCCUCCGGAGUUUGGGCCUGCAAAUGUCGUCUUCGUCGUCGGUGACUUCUCAUACCGAGGAUCGGCAUAUUGGCAAUCACCACCGUCAUCAUCAGUGGGACGUGAAGCAGGAGUCUGGAAGUGGGCUUGGGCUCGGCCUGGGCCAGCCCUUCGGGCCCACUACACUUGACCUUCUCGGCCUGGGCUUGGACUCCAGCUCCGCUCUCCUGAGCUCUUACAGCAAUGGCUUCAACUAUGCUGCUGCCGCAGCAGCUGCGGCCGCCGGCUCAUACGGCGGCGGUGGAGGAGGAGGAGGAGGAGGAGGGAGGAGCUCGGAGGAGACAUGGGAUAAUAGUACCGGCGGUGGGGCGGAGAGAAAGACUAAUGGUUCAGCUGCCUCGCUGUAG
This is a messenger RNA of Linum trigynum, 1545 nucleotides long. NCBI's taxonomy places the organism in Eukaryota, Viridiplantae, Streptophyta, Magnoliopsida, Malpighiales, Linaceae. The record is from the annotation of a GenBank genome assembly.